Messenger RNA from Porites evermanni, 4866 nucleotides. NCBI's taxonomy places the organism in Eukaryota, Metazoa, Cnidaria, Anthozoa, Scleractinia, Poritidae. The record is from the annotation of a GenBank genome assembly.
AUGAGCAUUGAGCGCGGCCAUAUCAAAGUUAAAAGAGUGAGCCUAAACCUUCAUUCAAGGAGCUUCAGUGAAAAUAAUGAAAGCACGUCUUCUUUAGCGUCGUCUGUUCUUCCGCGGGGAAGAAGCAUUAGUGACCCUAUGUUCUCUGUGGUGCGGAUCAAGACUGACGAAAGCGAAGCAAGCGAAUUCGAGGAUAAAGAUCACUUGGAGACUGGAAAUGAAAAUAACCUUGGUUUUCCGAGUCUCAAGACGUCAUCUUUUUACUCUACGUUAGAUACGUAUCAAGAAGAAAUUCCUAGAGAAGCAGAGAAAACUAAUAGGGACUUAGCCGUUUGGAGAUUUCGAAGCGGGAGUGACUCUUUGGUAUUUUCUUCCCUCACAGAUCAAUCAGACUCACAGCUUUUAAAGGCGACAGGGCACCCACUAUUUUCAUUUUUAAGAGAACAAUCAUCAGAAGCGCUUAAAUGCAACAGCCACGAGGAAAAUAAUAAUCAAGAAUCCUCGGUUUGGAAACGCCGUUCUCGAACAGUAUCCUUUUCUAGUCACUCUCUCUUGUGUUCGGCGAUAUCACAAGACGAUGUUGAGGAGCUAAGCAACUUGAUUGACUGUGAAAACCCGGACCUCAAUCUCCCGGAUGAAUUUGGAAACACUUUGCUUCACCGCGCAGCAAUAGAUGGAAGCUACCGCUGCCUCAAUUUUCUUCUCUCGCGCGGCGCUGAAGUCGACGUCACUGAUAAUAGAGGCUGGACUCCGCUUCACGAUACGGUGUUUCAUGGGCAUACCCGCUGUGCCGUUUUUCUUAUUAUCUCGGGCGCUGACGUAGAGGCCGAGACAAGUGAUUUUCUCAAACCAAUUGAAAUGGCCGAAGACGAUGAGAUGAUUUUAGUCAUCGGAAGGGCAAUGUCAAUGAAUAGUGGUGGAAAUUCCAAAAAUUGCAAUUACGAUAAAGAAACGUUAGUUUAAUGGUGACUCAGUUUAGAACGAAUCUCAAAAACUUCCGCAAACGUAUUAAACUUUUGAAAUGACGAAAUGACGAAAGUUUUUAACUGGAACAAGAGAGUUAACAUUUCCUUUUCCUUUUUUAAUUUCUGUAUAAAAUCUAAUGAAGUCAAAUAACAAAUAAACAAAAACAAAAAUGAUGCUAGAAAUAACACGUGACUUAUACUCGCAAAAUAAAGACAUAUACAUGGACAUAACAACAAGAGCUAGUGACCUGGUGACAAGAAUCAAAUUUCUCCUUCCAUCAAUAGACCAUUUCCGAGUUCCAAAAACUUUCACUUUCAAAACGAGGCUAAGUGCAAAACCUUUUAUGUGAAAAUGAAUUUUAUUUGCAUGAGAAUAGAAAAUGAUUUUCAUAUCAAUGGCUGCGCACUUAGUCUCGCUUUGAAACAGAGGCUUGGACCGACUCAGAAAUGGCUCAAGACUGACUUCACUGUACGGAGUUAUAUCCUGAUAAACUAUCUACUUUGCUAUCACUGACAGAAUACAACGUAUAUGUAGAAAAAAAAGUGUGGCAGUUUUCCUCUCCUGCAGCAAGCCAGUAUGAAUAGCGGGGGAACCAGAAGGAUAAAAUCGGACGUCAGCAUGUAAAGGCGUAUUUUCAUUCCAUUUUAGUCCAUUUAUCCUCUCACCUCGCCCGUUGAUCCGGACCAAUGACGAAGGACCCAGAUUACCAGGAACCAAUAAAAAUCCAAUCACUGAUAUACCAUGAAAAUGGGGUUUACGUCUCCUGCUCUUUUGAAAAAUGUAUGGUUUCUUUUUCGUCCCUAUCUAAUCUAUGUGUAAGGAUGGUGGAGAGCAAGGUCAGCAACGACAGGGCAUAAAUUGAAUUUAAUGUAUGUAUUUUGUAUGACACAGUUGUCAUUGCCUAUGCCUGUCACUCUGAUGGGCGGAGCCAGCCUUUUAAUGGUAUAGCAGCUAAGAGAAGCUUUUUGCUGAUCUCUUAAACUUUCCGAUAGUGAAUAGAAGGUCUUGGAAAAAUAAUGUACGGACCAAGAACUCUUUAUAAAGAGUUUUGCCGAUGGUAGAAAGGAAAUGGUACUUAUCGUAGAGAAAAUUGAUGUUUUUGAAAAGGAAGAAAGGAAUUCAGUUUCUAUAGGGAUUCAUUAGAGAUAAGUCAUGAAUGUCCAUUCAAUUGUUCAGCUUUUAAAGGCGGUAAGGUUCAAAGAGAGAAGGAACCAAAGGCUUGACUCUUUUCAAAAGCAGCGUCGGCGUGUUAAAACAAGAGCUAACAAUAGAUUAGCGAGUGUAAGAACAAAAGUCACCUUUUAAAAAGUUUACAAUGAUUUUGCAUUUACUAGGUUGAGAGACUUAAAAACGCAUGCAAUUUUCUCAUGAUCUUCCGCAAUUCUUGAGAAAGAUGUGAUAGGCUUUUUUCAUCCUCUACGAAUAUAAAUCUUACGUUAGUUUUGAAUGAGACCAGAAAAAAUCUUUAGGAAAGGCUUUUUGUUACUGAACAAAAAAAACAACAAAUGAAACAGAGACGUAAUCAAUUUAUUUACCUAAAUUCGCACAUACUUACAUUAAAUGUCUUUAAGAAAAUGAAACACAAUCAAAGAGGAUGAUGUUUUUGGUAGUUACACAAAUGAAAAGUACAAACGUUCCGUGAUCAAAGGCCUUUUCACAUAAAUCACAAACGUCUUAAGUCAUCAGGAAAGUUUUAUAGUGAAUAAGCGAUUAAAGUUAACCCAAGGGAUUUACGUCAGUACCAUAACAAUGUAGUCACAGGAACCGAAAUUCUGUAGGUAUUUGUUUGCGAAACAAAAUCGUCUCUAGCUGUACAGUUAUAUAACAUGUCCUCGACAGGAGAUUUGUCACACCUGCUCAAUUUUGCUUAGGAAACGGCAGCGCUGAUAGUUCAAGUUGCCCUUGGCGUACCGGUCGUGACGACAUUGCCGGACUUAAGCUUGUUGUCGUCAUAGGAAGAUCAUUGCAAAGAAAACCAAGGUGCUAACUACGGGCAUUGAUAUCAAUUGUUUGAAGAUGUUUGCUCUGCACCGAGCAUGCGAAGAAGGCAAUUUAAUUUUAGUGUCAAUAUUGCUGGAGAAGGGAGUGAAUGUGAACGCUAAAGAUAAACAAGGUAGAACACCAUUACAUAUUGCGUCGAAAAUAGGGGAUAAACUAUUAGCGGAGCUCCUGUUUCAGCGAGGUGCGGACAUUUGUUGCAAGUCAGCGCGCGGUAAAAUUCCUUUAGACUGUAGUCAUGAUGAGGAAAUGACUUUACUCCUUGUACAAAUGAUGGCACGCACGGGAAAAGCUCAACUUGCAAAAGAACGUUUACAGUUUGAAGAGUUAACGGAAAAGGCCAGACAAAAAGUCGCCAAACAAUUAGACAUAAAAUCAAGUCGGAAAAAGUCCAUUCCAUUCUCUCAGUUAUUAGGCAAGCGACCCAUUGCUAAUCUUUUGGGAUUUAGAGAGCCUGAUUCAAGGCUAUCAAGCCUAUCCAACGUGUCCGACUGUAGCAGGUUCAGCGAAGCCGAAUCGGGCUUUUGCGAGAUGGACAAGUCUCCUGAUAGUAUUUCAAUGGAGUCUGUGCAAACAGACGAGUCCAUUUCAAGUGGAUUCAUGUCAGUCGAUGAUGAGUCAACGACGCAUCUUACCAGGCGUGCAACAACGGCGCUUACCAAACAAGAGUUUGCUGCCUUAAAACGCUCUCCUUUCAUGCCGCGAAGUCGCGCCAUCUCGGAACCACCUCCAAAGAGGACAGUCAAACGCUCGUCAACAUGGAAUNGGAAGAUCAUUGCAAAGAAAACCAAGGUGCUAACUACGGGCAUUGAUAUCAAUUGUUUGAAGAUGUUUGCUCUGCACCGAGCAUGCGAAGAAGGCAAUUUAAUUUUAGUGUCAAUAUUGCUGGAGAAGGGAGUGAAUGUGAACGCUAAAGAUAAACAAGGUAGAACACCAUUACAUAUUGCGUCGAAAAUAGGGGAUAAACUAUUAGCGGAGCUCCUGUUUCAGCGAGGUGCGGACAUUUGUUGCAAGUCAGCGCGCGGUAAAAUUCCUUUAGACUGUAGUCAUGAUGAGGAAAUGACUUUACUCCUUGUACAAAUGAUGGCACGCACGGGAAAAGCUCAACUUGCAAAAGAACGUUUACAGUUUGAAGAGUUAACGGAAAAGGCCAGACAAAAAGUCGCCAAACAAUUAGACAUAAAAUCAACUCGGAAAAAGUCCAUUCCAUUCUCUCAGCUAUUAGGCAAGCGACCCAUUGCUAAUCUUUUGGGAUUUAGAGAGCCUGAUUCAAGGCUAUCAAGCCUAUCCAACGUGUCCGACUGUAGCAGGUUCAGCGAAGCCGAAUCGGGCUUUUGCGAGAUGGACAAGUCUCCUGAUAGUAUUUCAAUGGAGUCUGUGCAAACAGACGAGUCCAUUUCAAGUGGAUUCAUGUCAGUCGAUGAUGAGUCAACGACGCAUCUUACCAGGCGUGCAACAACGGCGCUUACCAAACAAGAGUUUGCUGCCUUAAAACGCUCUCCUUUCAUGCCGCGAAGUCGCGCCAUUUCGGAACCACCUCCAAAGAGGACAGUCAAACGCUCGUCAACAUGGAAUAUUACGCGAACGCAAACAGGCACAUUUCCGCGUUCCGUUUUAAGAAACCGCAUCUACAAGAGCGUGACGUUUCCAGCCGAUAUUCUGCUAGACAUCGCAAUAAAAAACGACGACUUCGUUGAGACGUGUCAUCUGAUAAAAUCACGAAAAGUUGACUUUAAUCGAGUCGGGUGUAACGGCCUGACUCCUCUCCAUCGCGCUGCCAUCGAGGGAAGCUAUGAAUGUCUUCAGUUACUGAUCGAUCUCGGAGCAAACGUGAAUGUCAAGGACGAAUACGGAUGGACACCUUUGCAUGACGCCGUGUUUCACGACCAUGUCAGCUGUGCA